GCUACAGGCUGCAAACAGCUACUUAAGGGACCAGUGGUUUCACUCCCUGCAGUGGAAGAAAAAGAUUUACAAGUACCGUAAGGUCCUGAACAACCCGAGUCGCUGGGACGUGGUGCUGAAGGAGAUCAGGGCGCUCGUGGACAUGGCUCUGACCUCACCGCUGCAGGACGAGUCCAUCCACCAGGCUCCUCUGCACAUCAUCUCCACCCUGCUGGCUGAGAACUCUAAUCUCAGCACUCAGGAUCAUGAGAACAUUAUUGUGGCCAUCGCUCCUCUUCUGGAAAACAACCACCCACCACCUGACCUGUGUGAGUUCUUCUGUAAGCACUGUCGGGAGCGGCCGCGGUCGAUGGUCGUGAUUGAAGUGUUCACUCCUGUGGUCCAGAGAAUCCUCAAACAUAACAUGGUGAGAGCUGCUCUGUCAGGAGCUGCACGGAGCCUCCAGUG
This is a messenger RNA of Plectropomus leopardus (leopard coralgrouper), 447 nucleotides long. The record is from RefSeq and is a predicted model, not a curated record. Lineage: Eukaryota; Metazoa; Chordata; Actinopteri; Perciformes; Serranidae.